GUUUUAUGGCCGGCUGUAGCCGCCUUCCUGAUCCAUGACAGCGGCGGGUGGAUUAACCGGGUCUGGAAACAUGGCCUCCUCGGAACAAGCAGAGCAACCUGGGCAGACCGGCUCUUCUCCUGGAGCUGAGAAUGGAACGUCCCGCGAAGCUAUGAUUGCAACAGCGGUGAAGUUUCUACAGAACCCCAGAGUCCGCCAAAGUCCACUUGCAACUAGAAGAUCAUUUCUGAAGAAGAAAGGACUGACGGAUGAAGAAAUCGACCUGGCCUUCCAGCAGUCAGGCACCGCCAAAGAGGAGCCUCAGCCCCUAACCAUUUCUGCACAGUUGGUGCCAACUCAGCCCCCUCAUCUUGCCCCACACAGUCCCCCCAGCUCCAGAUGGCGGGAUUACGGCGCUCUAGCAAUUAUUAUGGCAGGCAUCACUUUUGGCUUCCACCAGCUCUACAAGAAAUACUUGCUCCCGCUGAUCAUGUGUGGCAAAGAAGACAGGAAACAGCUGCAGAGGAUCGAGGCGAGCGUCUCCGAAAUGAGUGGCAGCGUGACGCAGACAGUGACUCAACUUCAGACUACUUUAGCCUCUGUCCAGGAGCUUCUAAUUCAGCAACAGCAGAAAAUUCAGGAGCUCACCCAAGAACUGGCUUCCUCUAAGGCAACGACAUCCACUAACUGGAUCCUGGAAUCACAGAAUAUCAACGAGCUGAAGUCGGAGAUCUAUUCAUUAAAAGGGCUGCUUCUAAACAGGAGGCAGUUCCCUCCCUCUCCGUCCGCAUCCAAAAUCCCAUCCUGGCAGAUCCCAGUCAAGCCCUCCUCGCCCUCCAACCCCGUCACCAACAACCACAACACCAGCAGCGACAUCUCACCGGUCAGCAAUGAAUCUAACUCCUCCUCUCCCAUCAAAGAGAACCACAGCCCCGAAGGGCCGAAGGUCAGCUGCCACCUGCUGGGCCCUGAGGAAGGGGGCGAGGUGGUGAUCGACCUCAAGGGUCAGGUCAGGAUGGAGGUUCAAGGGGAGGAGGAGAAGCGGGAAGACCAAGGGGACGAGGAGGAGGAGGAGGAGGAGGAAGAGGAGGAGGAGGAUGACGACGAAGACGACGAUGUCAGCCAUGUGGACGAAGAAGAGUGCAUGGUUGUCCAGACGGAGGAUCGGCGAGGCGGUGACGGGCAGAUCAACGAGCAAGUGGAAAAGCUACGGAGGCCCGAGGGAGCUAGCAAUGAGAAUGAAAUUGACUAGUGUGGCUGGGAUGGCGGCUCCUGUUCACCCCCGUACCUCUUGGUUGUGCUCCAUUCCUCGGGCCUCUCCCCAUCCAGUGAUUUCUCCCUGUCUCACCCCUGUGAUUCACCACGAGUAGCGUUAUGACUAUCUAGCGAACUGAGGGGCCUUUUGGCCAACUCAGGCCCGCUUCCUUCCACUUUGCGGUGGCUCCUCUUCUUCUCACUACAGCCAUCCCUCCCUCCUUCCCUUCCUCCUUCCUUCCCAUUGCGCCUUUAAAAGGAGCUUGGUUGCUACUUGGCCUGCACCACAGCCAGCGAUAUGGGCCUCCUUGCUAACGCCACACAGCCACAUAUCAAACUGCAGACCUCCUGUUCCUAACUUCCCCUCCACUUUCUCUGCCGAAUAUCUAACAAGCCAACAUCCCUUCGUGAAAAGAGUGGGGUUGCUGCCUUCUGAGGGAAACCCCCAAUGUCACCAGUGGUGACAUCUGUCCAUCUCUCCUUGGUGACUGUGUCCUCUCCUCCCCGCCCCCCAGUGCAAUCACACUCUCAAAAUCCAACAAAUAUCCCCAUCGUUUUAAGAAAUGCAGGUGUUCUUCUGGGGUUCCUGAAUCACCUUGUUUCCGCCCCAUGCUUCAUUUCUGAAUGAAAGCUUAUCUGCCAGAGGCCCCUGUCUCUCUGCACCCCUCUGUGUCUUGGGAGCAAAAGUAUACGUGCCACCCAGCAUGCUUGUUGACCACUUGAUUUGCUAGGAGGUGGGGAGCCAUUUUGUGAAGGCUUGGGUUGUUGGCCAAGCUUCUUAACACCUCCCCCCCCCCAAAAAAAGUGUCCUGUGCCUGUGGCUUAGCGUGGCUUCUCCCCCCUUUCAUCCCUUACUCCUCUAUUUCUCCCUUUCUUUAUUCGUCAUCGCAUUUCCCAACUGUCCGAAAUGUCUCUUUCAAGCAGGGUAGUUGAAAUGAACUGCCCUGCCCAGGGAGGGGGAGGGAGGAGCAAAGAUUCCAAAUCCGCUGCCUGUUCUCUCUCCUCCUCCGUCCCGCUAUAGGCCUGUGAUAUGGCCUUUGGCUAAGUUGUUGGGUCUGAGCAAAGGGAAAAGGGGAGGCAUUGGCCUCUGAGGUCUGUCAAGCAAAGUUCGCCAUCCAAGGGUCAUGUUUUUUUCUCAGAGCAAAAGGUCAUUGUGAAGGCCUGUCACCUGUGUCCCCCUCUCUCGCCCCCGUCUCUGUCUUCAUGCUCUUGUCCCCCUUACUUUUGCUUUAUUGCAGGGGUGGAGGCGUUGUAGACCUCCAGGUGUCACUGGACUCCAGUUCCCUCCCUCAUCAUCUUCAUCCCUGACUAUGAGCCAUUCUGGGAACUGGGAGUCCAACAUCACCUGGAGGGCCACGCAGGGUUUCCCUGCCUUAUUGAGUGGAGAAAAUGGCAACCAGACCACUGCAUUACAAAAAGAAAAAACCACCCUUCUCUUGCGGAGUUGUUUUCUUGGCUUUUUCAGCAGCAGCAUCCCACUUUCUGUCCACUUUGUAAUUCAAAGAAAGAAAUUCUUUAAAAGAGCCUCGAUUCCUGUAACAUCUUGAACCGCUCACAGCCUCCUCAUCCUCGCCGAGAGGCAAAACUCAAACGUGCUCGUCCGUGUGAUCAUGUAUAGAAUCCACCUAUAAAAUAUGAUUGUAUAUAAUUGUAAUAAAUAUGAGUUACCACUAUUUAA
Molecule: messenger RNA, 2911 nt
Organism: Rhineura floridana
Lineage: Eukaryota; Metazoa; Chordata; Lepidosauria; Squamata; Rhineuridae
Gene: PEX14
Product: peroxisomal biogenesis factor 14
Exons: 9
Coding region: 35-1231 (398 amino acids)
Biological process (GO): protein import into peroxisome matrix, docking
Cellular component (GO): peroxisomal importomer complex; peroxisomal membrane
Molecular function (GO): signaling receptor binding
Source: RefSeq, a predicted model, not a curated record